Brassica napus (rape) is the source of this 2227-nucleotide messenger RNA. Its product is annotated as cytochrome P450 71B4-like. The transcript is spliced from 2 exons. The coding region runs from base 262 to 1800 and encodes 512 amino acids. NCBI's taxonomy places the organism in Eukaryota, Viridiplantae, Streptophyta, Magnoliopsida, Brassicales, Brassicaceae. The record is from RefSeq and is a predicted model, not a curated record. Gene Ontology annotation, molecular function: heme binding; oxidoreductase activity, acting on paired donors, with incorporation or reduction of molecular oxygen; monooxygenase activity.
GCAUCAAGAGGCUUUGGUGCAAUUGCCCUUGUUCGGUUGCUGCUCACGGCCUCCAUCUCAAUGCUUAUCACUUGCAAUAAACGACAUGUAACUUAUAUAUUAUCAAUACAAACCGACUUACACUCUAGCUUCGUACAUAUCCAAACUGACAUGUACAUUACGUAUUUCAAAAUGUGAAGACGGUGUUGUUUUGUCUUUUAAGACUUUGUUUAUCUACCUCCCAAAAACAAAACAGAGCACAUAACACAGGAAACGUAAACAAUGGUGAUUCUACUAUCUUUCAUCUUGCUUAUAUUAUUUCUAGUUUUCUUCUCAUUAAUUUACACCAAGAAGAUCAAAGACUCGAAGCAGAAUCUACCUCCAAGUCCACCAAAGCUUCCGUUCAUCGGAAACCUACACCAGCUCCAAGGACUGCUUCACAGACGUCUUCACGAUCUCUCCAAGAAACAUGGGCCCGUGAUGCUUCUCCACCUAGGGUUCGUCCCAAUUCUCGUAGUCUCAUCGAGUGAAGCAGCUGAAGAAGUUCUCAAAACCCAUGACCUAGAGUGCUGUACACGCCCCAAGGCUCUCGGCAUGCAGACCUUUUCUCGCAACGGUAAAGACAUUGGUUUCGCGUCAUACGGCGAGGAGUGGAGAGGGCUGCGGAAACUCGCUGUUCUUGAGUUCUUCAACGCGAAGAAGGUACAAUCUUUUAGGUAUAUAAGAGAGGAAGAGAAUGACUUGACGGUCAAGAAACUAACGGAAUCAGCUUUGAAGCAUUCUCCGGUGGAUCUGAGCAAAACCCUUUUCUCUUUAACUGCGAGUAUCGUAUUCAGAUCAGCCUUUGGACAGAACUACUUCGAAAGCAAGCGGAUCAGUAAGGAAAAGAUCGAAGAGUUGAUGUUUGAAGCUCUUGCAAACAUGUCUUUCAAGUUCAGUGACUUCUUCCCUGUUGCUGGUAUUGGAUGGUUCAUAGACUUUGUGUUAGGAGAACAUAAGAGACUUUAUAACGUUUUUCUAGAGGUAGAUACUUUUGUGAGGAAAGUGGCUGAUGAUCACAAGCAUGGAGUCACAACUCCAGAUCGUCCUGAUAUUGUCGAUGUGAUGUUGGAUAUGAUAGAGAAACAAGAACAUGAUGAGUCUUUCAAGCUCACAACUGAUCAUCUCCAUGGAGUCAUCUCAGAUCUAUUUCUUGCUGGAGUAGACACAAGUGCCAUCAUCAUGAUUUGGGCGAUGGCAGAGCUCAUUAGAAACCCAAGAGUGAUGAAGAAAGCUCAAGACGAGAUUCGAACAAGUAUUAGAAUCAAACCACAAGAGAGACUUGCGGAAGAAGAUCUUGACAAAGUACAUUACUUGAAGCUUGUGGUGAAAGAAACCUUAAGACUACACCCAGCUGCUCCUUUGUUACUCCCAAGAGAGACAAUGAGUCCAAUAAAGAUUCAAGGCUACGAUAUUCCUCCCAAAACCCUUGUUAUAGUAAACGCAUGGGCGAUAGGACAGGACCCUAAACACUGGAUGAAUCCAGAAGAGUUUAUCCCGGAGAGGUUUAUGGAUUGUCCUGUGGACUACAAAGGACAUAGCUUUGAGAUGUUACCUUUUGGUUCUGGUCGUAGGAUGUGUCCAGGGAUGGCUUUUGGGAUUGCGACUGUUGAGUUAGGACUCUUGAAUUUGCUUUACUUCUUUGACUGGAAAUUGCCAGAGGAGAGUAAAUGUAUGGACAUGGAAGAAUCUGGUGAUGUCACAAUUGUUAAGAAAACUCCUCUUGAGCUUGUUCCUAUGCUUAGGCCAAAGAAUCUUCAAGAACGAGCACAUGAAGUGUGAGAAAAAAACAAAAAAAAAGUGUUUCUUGUAGUAAAGGAUCUUGGGUUCAAACCUGAUACCUUUAUAGUCAUGUCAAACCAACACUACAAGUUUCUGAUGUACUCCAGGAUUGGUUCUCCUAGUACUUCUACUUUUCCUACUCACUUGUAAUAUGUGCUAAACCGCUAAAGUAACAAAACAUGGUUUGUUGGCAUAAAACGUCUUUUUUGUCCAAAUAUAUUCUCUAGUUAACGGUCGACACUGGUUUAAGAAAGCCAAAUCAGUGGUAUAGAAUCAAGAUAUAAUACAAUAGUUGCAGAACUCCGAGCAGUGGCGGAGGCAGUAAAUUCUUUUACAUGGGUCAGUUUGAUAACAAAUGUGUUUUAUAUAAGUCAGGAAGCUAAUUACUUCUGAAUUUUCUUUACAAAAUAGAGGGAAUUUUUAUUUU